This is a messenger RNA of Anguilla anguilla (European eel), 6737 nucleotides long. RefSeq lists its product as uncharacterized. The record is from RefSeq and is a predicted model, not a curated record. Bases 1074 to 2618 code for a protein of 514 amino acids. The transcript has 3 exons. Lineage: Eukaryota; Metazoa; Chordata; Actinopteri; Anguilliformes; Anguillidae.
UGGAUAAGAGCGUCUGCUAAAUGCCUGUAAUGUAAUGUAAAUGAAGAGAAACCAUGGGUCAAAAUGGGUCAAAGUUUAAAAAUACUGUAAAUAGCAACAACAUCAUCAUCAUCAACAAGAACAGUUACAGUAGUUAUCAGGGAGAGGGGAAAACAUAAAACGUGAUAAUUUCACAAUUUUGCAUUCAGCUAUUUAGAUUUUUCCACGAGACUACAAUCUACAGUCUACUAGAAUGAAUUGUCUGUAUUUACAAAACAUUGAAGCGGACAAUCUUUGUAUUUACUCACCAUCUUUGUUAAAGGUAACGUCCACCUGAAAUUUGGUGAUCAACUGUGAACGAUCCCGGAGUUUUGAAAUACCAAAUACGAAUAAAUAAACAUAACGUCAGAAUAAUAGCUAUAUACAAUCACAGUUUUAACUAUUAUUGGUUUAAGACUUUGAUAGAGGUUACUGUUUGUCAAACGGCGCUUCGCUGAUGUCAGGUUAAAAUUUAAAUAGCACGGAGCGAAAAUUGAAAGGGGAUCAAACUAAUCGGCCCACGUUGUUGGAAAAUGAUCUAACGUCAGCUAAAGCUACAAAAAAUCCUGCUGUGCUAUUUUUUGCAAUAUUCCGUAUAGCUUACUCGCCCGCUUGGUACAUGUUUUUGUUAUGGCAACGCGUCUUUAGUCGGAAAAGGGAACUUGAAACGAAAACUUUUUGAAGACAAGAGGGAGUACCUUUUGUUUCCGUAUAACUUAGCUAGCUAGCGCGCAUAGCUACUGGUCAGCAAGCUCUCUUUCAAGCAAUAGCGAACUGUAGCCUAUGUACACUUUUGUUGCUGGUUAGCUAGCUGACGCUAGCCAAUUAAUUCAAAAUUACGAACUUCACUUUAGGAGCCUGCUAAUACCUGGAUAUACAUUGCAGAUUGCACAGCCAACUUAGUUACUGCUAAAUUAGCCAGGAUUUCUCAGUUAGUUAUCCCAUCUCAAGCAUAUAACAUUGGCAUACAAGGUUCGUUAGUCUAUACCACCAAAUGAAAUUAGUUAUUAAGAGCAGUUUCGGGGAAAAAGAAACGUAAAAUAAAAAACUUGGCAAUGUCAACGAAUGGCAGCCCAGCUAAUUCAUCUUUAGUUUCGGAGCUGUCGUUUUCAUUUCAGGAUGAACUAACUGCGACCAUACACAAUGCAUUUGGAGUGGCUGUGGAAAUGGCUGUGCUCGAGAUCACCAAACUGGUAGGCCAAGCGUUGGGGGAUGUGCGUGAUCAAAUGCAUGAAACAUUACGGGAGAAUAAGUCACUCAAGCAGCGUUUACAAGCAGCUGAGUUGGAAGUUUGCACCCUGCGUGAUCGCGUCAGUGACGAAAGCAACGCGCAGCUGGCUGCGGCAUGCAAGUUUAGCUCUGUUGAUGGAGUUCAACAGGUUCAUCUACCACCGUUACCCCAUAUCGACAGCCUACAAAGCCAGCCUAUCACUGGAAAACAAAAACAGCAAAGGAAUAUCGAAUCAAAACAGCCAAUUGAUGCAUUAUUGAAUGUGGAUGAAAGGUAUGAGUUUUUGACUGCAGCUGAGGAAGUCGAUGGACACCAUAAAAAAUCGUUUUGCGAAAUCCGUGAGGAUGGACGUGUCUGUUCCCAUGACCUGAACUCAAAUAUAGGGGGCGAGUCAAAAUCAAAUGAACCUCAAGAAUCGACAGGUACAGAUGGAAACCAUCACAAUUUGUUCACGGCUGGCCAGAUGGGUGGAGUGCAGUUUAAUCGCACACAGUCACAAACAGCUCCAGGACUGGACAACGCCCAGACUUUUGUUGAAGGACAGAGUGUACCUGAUGCCGUCUGUCCUAAAUCUGAGGUAGAACAGCCCCUGGAGGUGAAAAAGGAGUCACCGGAUCUCACUUGUGCCUCUGGCUCUGGGCCCUUUGGUGGGGGGGCGGAAGACAUUGGUCCAGAUAGCCUCUCUCUGGCUCAGUCCAGACUUUUGGAAGACUGGAGGCCUGAACCUCUGCAGCUGCAGAACUGCAGCACAGACUCCCUCAUUCCCUGCACCAGCCACUCUCUGUCUGACUCAACGAUCUUCAAUCCAGAGAUACCGGACGUCCUCUCACCAGCAGCCAGCGGCAUGCCUCUGCCAUUCUCCAAGCCAUACCAGCCUGGAGAACCCGCACGGAUCUCAGUCGCAGGUCAGCCGUUCUCCAGCCAGAUGAGUGACGGGGAUGCCAAGAUGGCUGCCUCCAGUAGGAACCACCACGUCUGCAGGGUGUGUGGCCAGGCUUUCCAUCUGGCUGGGGAGCUGCGGAAACACCGCGCCCAGCACCACAACCAUGCCCCCGCCACCGCUGCCCCCAAAAACCCUAAGCGGCAGGUCUUUCCACCAGGCCGCAGCCCCUACCACUGCUCCUUGUGCGGCCGUGACUUCAACCGCAUGGAGCACCUGAAGAUCCACCAGCGCAUCCACACCGGGGAGCGGCCGUACGCCUGCUCCGUCUGCAAUGCCCGAUUCCGCCACUCGUGGGCGCUUACCAGGCACUUCCGCAUCCACACGGGCGAGAAGCCCUAUGUCUGCAACCAGUGCGGAAAGACCUUCCGGAACUGUGGGGGGCUCCGCUUCCAUCAGAGGUCCCACUCCAUUGGAGGGGUUCCCUGACCUAGCUGGAAUUGGAAUGGGGUGGGGUGGGCUCUGGGAGUGGACUACAAAUUAUAGAGGUAGAACAAAAUAGUGCUGAAAGAGUUGUGAUGUCACCUUACUCAUCAUAGAAAACAGAGAGGAGAAUGAAGAGACUGAAAUGAGAAAAAAGGCAGAGAUGGUUUGUCCAGUUAGUUGUAGUGCGAAAUGCAAAUGGGUCUUGAUGAGUGCAGACUCAGUGAGGUCUGCACAUAAGUGCUUGGUGAAAAUGUUUUACUGUUAUCUGAUAUAGGAGAAAACCAGUGCAUACAGCCAUUUAGAAAAUAAGCCAGAAUAAUUGGUUGGAACAAAAACCUGGAUACAAAGCAGCUCAACAGGACUGGCGUUGUGUAGACCUGGCCCAAGCCUUCUGGAAAACCAAGUUGUCUUCUUGUCUAAACAUUUUUUGCAUUGUCCGUGGUAUACAUUUUACAUUUAUAUUCACUGUCUCAGUUGGUCUUUUAAGCUGGACUGAGUGACUUGGAGGAAAACUCCAGGCUAAACACUUUUGCAUUGUAGGAAUUGCAAUUUGCAUAUUGGCAAUGUAAAAUGCAACCCUGGUUCUAUUUUCCUUUUUUUUUUCCUGUAGACAUUGUGAAUUCAACCAGUAGGCUAAUAACAGGUAAGAAUGUCCAACCCAGAUCUAAUAUGAAUAAGCACAUUAUUAUUAAUUAUUAAACUUUAUUUAUGCAGGGAAGGUUGACAUAACUUAGCAUAACAUAAUCUAACAUAGUGACGAGAACAGGCCAUUCAGCCAAAUAAUGCUCGCCAUUUUGACUGAGCACACACGUUCUCCACAACGCCCUGUGAAUGCCCCCAAGUAGCCUAGCCUGCAUGCCUUUGGAUUGUUGGCGCAUGCUUAGCGUUGUGUCCAAUAAGGGGUAGAUUCAUCCAAAUGACACCUGAACCGUAACCGGAUAGUUGCAGGCAGUGCAGGGAUGCCGUCUGUAGUGACAUCGGAAGAAGCCUGACAGGUUCGCAACUGUAAAAUUGGAAGUAGCGAUAAUGAAAAAUAUAUUACACAUAUCAGAUAAUAAACCCUGAAAUUAAUUUCACAUCGCUGCUACAUGUUUACUAAUGAUGUUUUUUAGCCUGGAGUUUUCCUUUAAAGUUCUGGGACAGGUGAAUAAAAAAUACUUCAAAUAUAUACUUUCUUUUUGGAAUAGUAGGUGAAAGUUCCUCAGAUUAAGAUUAAGUUCCUCAAAGUCUCUAGUGAAACUUUUAGAAAGUAAUUUUUGUUCCGUAACUUUCAUUCUGUUGUUGUAUGUUUACAACAUUGGGUUUUCCUCAAUCAGGCCCAACUUCUCUUAGUUACCUGUCCAAAUGUAUCCUUGUUUUCUCCCCACCACACAAGGCAAAUGCGAACUGGCCUUGACUGAGCAAAUUACUACAGCUAUACUCUGUAACUAUGUGGGUUCAACAAUUAUGCAUUUCCCAGUUGGAAUAGCACCACCAAAUUACACGUUUUUAAACAUUUAGCAGCUUAUGGUUUUACAUACAGUCCAUUUGUAUAGUGGGAUAUUUACUGAAGCUAUUCAGGUAAACAGGAUUUUUCCUGGCUCCAGAUUUACUACAUAUUGUUAGUAAAGUAUAAUACUUUUUAUUGUUUUUCGAGUGUCAAUGUUUUACUGCUUUGGGAAAAGUCGCCAGUUGGAAUUCACGUAUACAUAUUUGGCUAUUGGCUAAGCGACUGUUUGAUUCUUUGGGACGUCGACGGCAGGGCAGUUAUACUUCUUAACAGGUCAGAAUUUUGUGGAGGUGACACAAAAUUCGAUAGUAGCGGCCGCCUCAGAAUUCACUAUGCAGGAGAAACCCUGGGUUAAGUAUUUUGCAUUGAGGUGCAAUGACAGUGCCCCCUGGGAAUUGAACCAAAAUUCUCUUUCAAGGGGCCAAGCCCAGUUCACUAACCAUUACCCCAUACUGCAACCAGCUACUGCACAUCACUGUUGCCCUAGCAUGUGUGUACUUGACAUCUCCAGUUGGAUUGAGGUUUCCUCCCAUUUAGCAUUUUAUCUGUGAUUAUUUUGCUGCAUUUCCUGAUUGUGUCUGUGCAGAUUUUGUCUGGGAGUUGUCUGUCUGGUUUACUAGUAAGCUUGAUGGAGCCAAUGGGAGAUAAAUACACAAUCAGUUGUGGUUUUUAAGGGGAAGAGGUUUUAAUAGGCUUGUAGGACUUCAUUGUAUAAUUGGGGAGCUGUUUGGAAAGUAAGGGAACAAAACGACACUGGGCAUAGAUCUGCAUAUUACAAGGGAUCAACACAAGGAUUUGUGACAGUUUCAUUGAGUGUGGCUGAAAAUAACCCUUUCACACUCUCCGAACUUUCUUAAAGCCGUUGUGAAUAUCUGAAGAACUCAACCUAUACCACAGUCCGAAAUAUUACAGGUUCUGAUUACCUAAGAACUACUUUUAUUUAUAAUAGGGAAUUAAUGCUGAACUGGAAAAAUGUCUGAUCGUUGUAUUUUCUAGAACCACCUUCAAAACUGUGCCUGAGUUCAGCUCCAAGCUUGGGGCUGAAGUCCAAUGAAGGUUUAGUGUUUGCAGGAUAAAGGUCACUGAACCUUCAACUCCCCCCCCCCCCCCCCCCCCCCCCCCAUGUUUUAUUUUUAUUUUUAUUGUACAUUUUUCAACUUGUAGAUACAUGGGAGCAUUCAAUAUGUUUUAUAUAGCCACUUUCAUUACAAUGGUCUGUAAGGUCUUGAUUUCUGAAAAUCUUUGUUAAUAAAAACCAGUUCAUGUUGGCUCUGCUGGCUUAAAAUUUCAUGCUGAAAUCUCACCAUGAGUAACUUAUUUGUAGCUUGGGGUGGCCAAAGCUCCACAAUGAAAGAUGGCAAAAUUAUUGAUCAAUACUGAUCAACAUGGUGGAAUUAGGAACAAUGGGUUUAAGUUGGGGGGGGGGGGGGGGGGGGUUAUCCUGUAAGUUUACAAGUUUACUUCUGUUAAGUAAAGUGAAAGUGCAUUUUAAGUACACUACCUGGAUUUAUACAUUUUAUACAUUUUGAAUAACUAACUAUACAUCUUUAUCUUGCUGCAUAAUUAUGGUAAAUGCAAGAAAAAAGUGAUUGCAUAGGGUCUGCAAUACCUGUCUCUAGGUUACUCUGAAAUCUAAGUUGGCAAUAUUUACUUUGCCUGCAUCCACCAACCACAAAUAAUACUAACCAUGAAAUUAUCGAUUUCUUUAUUUUUUGCAAAUUGGCAGGCCAAGGUACACUUCUACUGUUGAUGACUGAAGAGUUCUCACUAUAAUGAAGAAAAAACCCCAAAAACCUGUCUAAAAGAUCAGAAACGCUCUUCAGGAGGCAGGCGUGGGUGUGUCAGUAACUACUGUCUGCUGAAGACUUCACAGACAGAACUACAGAGAGUACACUGCAAGAUGCAAACCACUAAACUAAAAACAGGAUGAUCAGGUUACAGUUUGCCAAGAAGUACCUAAUAGAGCCUGUAGAGUUCUGGAAAAAAAAGGUGUGUGGACUUGUAUCAGAGUGAUGGCAAGAGCAAAGUGUGGAGGCCAAAAAUAACUGCCCAAGAUCCGUAGCAACCCCCCUAUUCUGUGAAAUACGGUGGGGGUGUUAUGGUUUUGGCAUGUAUGGCUGCCACAAUUAAUAGUGCAAUUGUCUUCAUUGAUGAUGUAACUGCUCAUAGCUGCAACAGAAUUCUGAAAAGCACAGAAGCAUCUUAUCUUCAACCAAAUGCCUACAAACCGAUUGGAUGGUGCUUCAUCCUACAAUUAGACAAUGAUCCCAGUCAUACUGCUAAAGCAACAAAGAAGUUCAAAGCCAAAAACUGGAACAUUUUUGAUCCAAUCUGAAUCAAACUGUAUGUGCAUUCAUUAUGUUGAAGAGCUUAAGACAACUAGCCCCCGAAACAAGUAGAAGCUGAAGAUGGCUGCAGUACAGUCCUGGCAAAGCAUCACCAGAAAACAUAAUCAGCACCUGGUGAUGUACUGUAUAUGGGACACAGACUUCAAGCAGUCAUUGAGUACUAAUUAAUGAUUGAUAUGUCCCAAACAUUAUGGUGCCCUAGAAUGGAAUGCAUUUUAUCUAUAUACAAUGCUGUAAUUUCUACUUUGGUGAAGCCUUAAUAAAAGCAGAGAGUGUGCAUUUUAA